Messenger RNA from Engraulis encrasicolus (European anchovy), 1578 nucleotides. Its product is annotated as vesicular inhibitory amino acid transporter-like. The record is from RefSeq and is a predicted model, not a curated record. Gene Ontology annotation, molecular function: L-amino acid transmembrane transporter activity. The transcript has 2 exons. Gene Ontology annotation, cellular component: vacuolar membrane. Bases 1 to 1578 code for a protein of 525 amino acids. Gene Ontology annotation, biological process: amino acid transmembrane transport. Lineage: Eukaryota; Metazoa; Chordata; Actinopteri; Clupeiformes; Engraulidae.
AUGGCUCACUUAAUCCGACACAAGAUUUCCAACAAAAUCACAAAUGCUAUGAACACGGCCACCAACAAGUCUCAGGCGAAGGUCAGCGGGGUGUUCGCCCGCAUGGGCUUCCAGGCGGCCACGGACGAAGAGGGACUGGGCUUCGCCGAGUGCGACGACCUGGACUAUGACUACAGGCAGGGGAUGCGCAUGGAUGUGAUUCAGCCGGACGAUGCCGGCUCGGACAUGAGCGGAUCGGGCACCGGGGACGGGCUGGAGGGGGACAGCCACUACCAGAGAGAUGGCACCCGCCACCGAGGCUCCAUCAAGAGCACCGGCGGUGUGGAGGAGAUGGAGCGGGACAAGCCGAAAAUCACCGCCUGGGAGGCCGGAUGGAACGUCACCAACGCCAUCCAGGGUAUGUUCGUCCUUGGCCUGCCGUACGCCAUCCUCCACGGGGGUUACCUGGGCCUCUUCCUCAUCAUCUUCGCCGCUGUGGUCUGCUGCUACACGGGUAAGAUCCUCAUCGCGUGCCUCUACGAAGAAAACGAAGACGGACAGCUAGUGCGCGUGAGAGACUCGUACGUGGACAUAGCCAACGCCUGUUGCGCGCCUCGCUUCCCGAGCCUCGGUGGACACGUCGUAAACGUGGCACAGAUCAUCGAGCUGGUGAUGACCUGCAUCCUGUACGUGGUGGUCAGCGGGAACCUGAUGAUAAACAGCUUCCCGGGCCUCCCCGUGUCCCAGAAGGCUUGGUCCGUCCUGGCCACGGUGGCUCUCCUGCCGUGCGCCUUCCUGAAGGACCUCAAGUCCGUCUCCAAGUUCAGUCUGCUCUGCACGCUCGCCCACUUCGUCAUCAACAUCGUGGUGAUCGCCUAUUGCCUGUCCCGCGCGCACGACUGGGCCUGGGAGAAGGUCAAGUUCUACAUCGACGUCAAGAAGUUCCCCAUCUCCAUCGGCAUCAUCGUCUUCAGUUACACCUCCCAGAUCUUCCUGCCCUCCCUCGAGGGCAACAUGCAGAAGCCCAGCGAGUUCCACUGCAUGAUGGACUGGACACACAUCGCCGCGUGCGUCCUCAAGGGCCUCUUUGCCCUGGUGGCCUACCUCACGUGGGCAGACGACACAAAGGAAGUGAUUACGGACAACCUCCCCGGGGGCAUCCGCGCGUGGGUAAACAUAUUCCUGGUGGCCAAAGCUCUCCUGUCUUACCCACUGCCGUUCUUCGCCGCGGUGGAGGUUCUAGAGAAGUCUUUCUUCUACGAGGGGAGUUUAUUACCAGACUGUUACGGCCCGGGAAGAAAGCUCAAGUCGUGGGGUUUGGGUUUGCGCAUCUUGCUGGUUGUGUUCACGCUGAUGAUGGCCAUUUUCGUCCCGCACUUUGCGCUCCUGAUGGGGCUCACCGGGAGCCUGACGGGCGCGGGCCUGUGCUUCCUGCUGCCCAGUCUCUUCCACCUGAGGCUGAUGUGGAGGAAACUCUUGUGGCACCACGUCUUCUUUGACGUCUCCAUAUUUGUCAUUGGAGGGAUCUGCAGCGUGUCUGGAUUUAUUCACUCCGUCGAGGGGCUCAUAGAAGCCUUCAAAUACAACCUUCCGGAUUAG